GGGGUGAGGGAGGAGGAGGAGGAGGAGGAAGAGGAGGAGGAGGGCGGCGGAUGGAUCUACGCAUCAAAGUGAGCGAGUAGAGCAAACUUUGGCUCGAGAGGAGGCAGCAGCAGCAGCGGAACGCCAACCCCGCGCGGAAAACAAAACCAAACUUUCCUCCUUCUCCCCUCGCCCCCCAGCCCCGCUUUCUGCUUGCCGCUUGAGUCCAGGACCGGCCCGCCCCGGGGGUCUCAGACCUCCCCUAGCCCCCAGCCCCAGCCCCCCGGGGUCGGGGGGCGCCUGCAGAAGAGACCCGCACCCUCCCCGGAGCCGAGAAGUCGGGGCCAAAGUUGGGGCGGUUUCCCCCCCCCCCGUGCCCCCCGGGGAGCCCCUCGAGCCCCUCCGGGGGACCCCCGGCCCCCCGCGAUGUCGUCCAUCCUGCCAUUCACCCCCCCGAUCGUCAAGCGCCUGCUGGGCUGGAAGAAAGGCGAGCAGAACGGCCAGGAGGAGAAGUGGUGCGAGAAGGCGGUCAAGAGCCUGGUGAAGAAGCUCAAGAAGACCGGACAGCUGGACGAGCUGGAGAAGGCCAUCACCACCCAGAACAUCAACACCAAGUGCAUUACCAUCCCCAGAUCCUUAGAUGGCCGGCUGCAGGUGUCUCACCGGAAAGGUCUCCCUCAUGUGAUCUAUUGCCGUUUGUGGCGAUGGCCUGACCUUCACAGCCACCAUGAGCUGCGGGCCAUGGAAUUGUGCGAGUACGCCUUUAACAUGAAGAAGGAUGAAGUGUGUGUGAAUCCAUAUCAUUACCAGAGAGUGGAGACACCAGUUCUACCUCCCGUGUUGGUGCCCAGGCACACAGAGAUCCCGGCCGAGUUCCCGCCGUUAGACGACUACAGCCAUUCCAUCCCGGAGAACACUAAUUUCCCCGCAGGGAUUGAGCCCCAAGGCAAUUACAUUCCAGAAACCCCACCCCCUGGCUACCUGAGUGAGGAUGGAGAGACCAGUGACCAUCAGAUGAAUCACAGCAUGGAUGCAGGUUCUCCCAAUUUAUCGCCAAAUCCUAUGUCCCCAGCACACAACAACCUGGACCUGCAGCCGGUGACCUACUGCGAGCCCGCGUUCUGGUGCUCCAUCUCCUACUACGAGCUGAACCAGCGGGUUGGGGAGACCUUCCACGCCUCCCAGCCCUCCAUGACGGUGGACGGCUUCACCGACCCGUCCAACUCGGAGCGCUUCUGCCUGGGCCUGCUGUCCAACGUGAACCGGAACGCCGCCGUGGAACUCACCCGGCGGCACAUCGGGAGAGGAGUGCGGUUGUACUACAUCGGCGGGGAAGUGUUCGCCGAGUGCCUCAGCGACAGUGCCAUCUUUGUCCAGUCUCCCAAUUGUAACCAGCGCUACGGCUGGCACCCGGCAACCGUCUGCAAGAUACCCCCAGGAUGCAACCUGAAGAUCUUCAACAACCAGGAGUUUGCGGCCUUGCUGGCUCAGUCGGUCAACCAGGGGUUCGAGGCGGUGUACCAGCUGACGCGCAUGUGCACCAUCCGGAUGAGCUUCGUCAAGGGCUGGGGAGCUGAAUACAGCCCCCCGGAGGCCAGAGGGCAUGCUUUUGGGAAAGUCGGCACACUCUCCGAGGGCCCUCGUCCUUGCCGCGAAAUCGCCAACGUCCCCAGAGGUCUCCCCGGAAAGGAUUCAUCUGGAAGCCCGGAGCCCUUCCCGGCCGGAUGGACCGGUCCGCUCCCGCGGCCAAGGGAGGAACGGGACGCGGGGCGGCAGACUGUGACCAGCACCCCCUGCUGGAUAGAGCUGCAUCUCAACGGGCCCCUGCAGUGGCUGGACAAGGUCCUGACCCAGAUGGGGUCCCCCAGCAUCCGCUGCUCCAGCGUGUCCUAGAGAGGGGCCUUCUGGAAAAGAAAAUGGCACCUGAACCCUCAGGCGUCUAAGAAGAAACUUUUCUUCUCCCUUCUCCCGGCCGCACCCCCCCUCCCCGCCCCGACCCUCUGACCCAAAGUGGUCUCACACACUUUCUAAAACGACGACGGCGACGACGCAGGGCCUUCCCUCGGAGGCUGUUUUUGGAAGACCGUCCACGUCGGCCACUCCCGCGAGGACGAGGUUAGCGCCGUGGGCCCCGGCCCGUGGGACCGUGCGGAGCCGAGGCCGAGCCUCCGUUCUCCGUUCCCCCCCACCCGGUGAAAACGGUUUUUCUGGCGGCCGGAGGCCGAAGAGGGAUCGAUCGUUUUGGCGUCUUUUCUCCCCCCCGCCCAUUUUUGGAUUUUCUCUUCCCCGUCCUCCUGUCCUUCGGGUCCCUUCUGCUCCCGGGGACCUGAGCGUCGGAUAGAGAGAUCCCCGGCGGCCCCGGGACGGGGUUUCUCCGGGUGUUUCCGGGCAUUUGGCGAGAAAGGGGCCACCGGUCCCGGAGCUCCAGGUCGACCUCCGUGACCUCCACGGUCGGGGAGGGAAGAGUGGAUUGGUUUGAGCGACCCCAAGACCCGUCCCUCUGGCAUCUUCCGGUGGGGAGAGAGAGACCGCGGCGUGGGUCUCCGCGGAGGAGGAGCCGGGGGCAGGAGAAUCGGGAGGAACGGUAAAAUGCACGUGCGGGGAGGAAGAGGACGAGAGCGGGAGACUCUCUCGGUCUACGUGAUUCUCUCUAUCUCCGCGUCGUACUUUCUCCAGCUGAGGAGCUCAGUCCAGGCCCUGUGCAUAUGCAAUGUAUAGUUCAUAUUAUCACGUUAAUCUCAAAGAGAUUUGAAUGACAUUAGCUAUUUUACGAGAAGCGGAGGCAAACGCCAUUGGCUUUUAACGUUGCAAUAGUUGUAUUGGCUAGAACGGCACUACAGAGUGGGCUUUCCUCCCCUUCCCCUACCUCCCCCCGCCCUUCCCUCCCACCCUCGUCUUUUGUAAGCGCCUGCUCUAUAUCUCGAUAUGUUUGGCUGGCUUCGUCUAGGUAGUCAGUUGAAGUAAUUAAAUUAACUUUGUAUGGUAUCCUCUUUUUAAAUCUGUUUUAUUGUACGUUUUUAACUUUUCCUGGGGUUGGUGCGUCCUCGGGAUGGGGCGGUGGCUGCAGACAUCCCAAUGGGGACGUUCCAGGGGGCAGGGGGAAGGAACGGAUCUUCCGGCUCGGCUCCCGUUUACCAGUCGGCUGUCCCGGUGGCCAACUUCUCGUGGGAAACAAACUUCUCAGAUGGACGGUUGGAUGAGUCGUGCGGCGAAGGAGUGUCGCACGCUAGUAAACGGCAGGCUUGGGUGGGGAUGGUCAGCGGUUGCUAGAUCAGAUCUGUGGAUAAUCAGUGGCUAGAUUGGGGGCGACAGUGUGGUGACUAGCUGAAGAAACUUUCGUAAAUAAACUUUUUUUUCAACUGGAAA
Molecule: messenger RNA, 3345 nt
Organism: Ornithorhynchus anatinus (platypus)
Lineage: Eukaryota; Metazoa; Chordata; Mammalia; Monotremata; Ornithorhynchidae
Gene: SMAD3
Product: SMAD family member 3
Exons: 10
Coding region: 406-1872 (488 amino acids)
Biological process (GO): SMAD protein signal transduction; cell differentiation; regulation of transcription by RNA polymerase II
Cellular component (GO): heteromeric SMAD protein complex
Molecular function (GO): DNA-binding transcription factor activity, RNA polymerase II-specific; RNA polymerase II cis-regulatory region sequence-specific DNA binding; I-SMAD binding
Source: RefSeq, a predicted model, not a curated record